Molecule: messenger RNA, 1231 nt
Organism: Drosophila willistoni
Lineage: Eukaryota; Metazoa; Arthropoda; Insecta; Diptera; Drosophilidae
Gene: Asciz
Exons: 1
Coding region: 63-1211 (382 amino acids)
Biological process (GO): regulation of transcription by RNA polymerase II
Cellular component (GO): nucleus
Molecular function (GO): DNA-binding transcription factor activity, RNA polymerase II-specific; transcription cis-regulatory region binding
Source: RefSeq, a predicted model, not a curated record
UAGCCUAUCGAUUGCUAGAUUUGUUUACAUCCAAAUAAACUAUUUUCUUUAAUGGCAUCAGAAUGCCAUUAACUAAAAGAUAUACGCCAAAUAUAUCUGAUCUGCUGCCCGAGCGCGAAUACCGAUGUGAGCUUUGCGGAAAUCAAGUGUUCCACAAUCUAAGCCACUACCAACUACACCUGCGACGACGGCAUAAAGUUGAGACCACAGCUUUGGAUAACAACAGACCUUCGGCCUCUGAUCCCACCAUUACAUUCCACUGUCCAGUCGAACCAUGCCUUUAUCAUUCAGAGCGAGUGGGAGGACGGAGUUUCACCAGCAUACGGUUGUUGCGCCAGCACUACCAAAAGUGUCAUCUGGAUAAAAAGCUGAUCUGCGAGAAUUGUGGCGAACGCUUUUUGCUUCAGCGUCAUUUAGAGAAGCAUCAAUGUGCGGAGCACAAGUGUCCGGUAUGUGAGCUGACAUACAAUAGCAAAGCAGGUCUUAGGACUCAUAUGCGUCGCAAGAAUCACAUUUUAUCCAAGGACGGAGAGGAAGAAGAUGAGCCUCGACCAGAGAAAGUGGCCAUACCCACACAGAAGACAUGGACUAAAACUAACUCAAAUCAAUUUUUGAAGACCUCCCAAUGUCCAACAACUGAUAUGAUCCAGCAGAUUAUUCCAAUAUAUUGCUACAUUCCUAGCGUGGAGAUUGCCAACUCAGAACAGCCACAAUUGGAAAGGCUGGAUAUGGAGACGCAAACGGAGUCCGUGGAUCCAUUUGGUAUGGACAUGAAGAAUGAAGUGCUCCCGCCUCUAUUACGGCAUAAUAUACAAACUCAAACGCCCGAUACCAAAGAGAAUCAGGGCACAAUGACAGAUACCGCAACGGAGUCACAAUCAACUAACACGUACCCGCCUUCUUCCUACGAGCAUUCGACAGUUCAAACAAGAGAUGAACUCUUUGCUCUACAGACCUCGGCGUUUACUCACAUGCAUACACAAACUUGUGACGAAUUGCUUGAGGAGCUGUGCCUAUCGAAUAUACAAACUCAAACCCAUUGGCCGGAUGCAGGCGACGGCCUUUACAACACGCAACAUACACAAACCUGUGAUGAGAUGUUGGACGAGCUGUUGGAGAACUUUCAGUCGUCCGCUUACACCCAGACCAAAUGGUUGGAUUGGCAGGAGACUGAGGAAAGCAAUGGCAAUAUUGAUUUGAAUGGACAAUAAAAAAAUAUUCGUUACUCGUA